UGCGCACAAUAUUUACAUGGCAGGAAGUCUUAGCCACUUCAUAAAAAGGGUAACUCUGUCUCCUGCACUACAAAGUCUGCAAGAGGCACACAUUGUGGCAGUUGCAUUUCAAGUGUUUUCUUAAAUAGUUUUUUUUUCUUGGUUUGCUUUUUACAUUUGUUUUUUUUUUAAUGGCCAACAACUGCUCCCCGAAUGAAUACUUUGAUUUUUUGCUCCAAACCUGCAAACGCUGUUUUCUGCGCUGUUCCAAAGCGCCCCCUCCUGCCUGCCGCGCAUACUGCAGCAAACCAGAUCCAGAUAAAUCUGAAUUGGAGACCGCGGUUAACGAGCUUGGCCAGGGUGUGUGGAUCAUGAUCUGGGUUGCUGUGUUUUUAGUUGCCAUGGUUUUCUCCGUCACCCUCCUUCUUCGGGUGUUCCAGAAAAACAAAUCCAGGCAAGACUUUUACAAAAACACAGAAGCUGACAAGCAAAAGAGGGCUGCUGUCGGAAGUGAGGGGGACAGCCUUUUCAGGGUCACCAUGGAGACAGGACCCCCCGCGAGGAAGUUUGGGGCAGUGGAAGCUCCAGCCCUCGGUGAGGUCAUUGUAACACGUAAUGAAGCAAACCCCCACGAUGGUGACAUCACUGCCCCGUACCCGUCUUGCUUGCCGGUCCCAGCCACAGAAGAAGGAGCCACUAUCCUGGUGACCACGAAAACAGCCCAAUUCUGCAGCUGCGCCCUAGACAGCACUGGGGGCACAGUGCUGGGUGUGUGGGGGUCCAUCUUUACAGCCUGAGUGGGUAACGUGAAACUAUGGACUGUAAGACAAUCACGACAAAGGGCUGUUUGCAUCAAUUUUAGUGAGAGAAAAUAAAACUACUAACAAUAAACUAAGAAUGCGAGGAAUGACAUGUGGACCACGGUUAUGUGUUUAAAAUGAACAGUUUUAUUUUAAUUUCACCUUUGCUUGCUUUUUUAUUACCGGAACCUCUAUACAAUGUAUUUCUUAUACAGUAAUCCAGUCUUUGUGUAAGCAUCAGGGGAAAACAACACAUUUUGUUACUGUUAUUUGUACUUAUAAACUCAGAAACUUGUUGUGCUUAAAAUAAAAUAAAAAUUGCCAUUGUU
Messenger RNA from Acipenser ruthenus (sterlet), 1108 nucleotides. RefSeq names its product tumor necrosis factor receptor superfamily member 17-like. Lineage: Eukaryota; Metazoa; Chordata; Actinopteri; Acipenseriformes; Acipenseridae. Gene Ontology annotation, molecular function: signaling receptor activity. Bases 171 to 776 code for a protein of 201 amino acids. The transcript is spliced from 3 exons. Gene Ontology annotation, biological process: tumor necrosis factor-mediated signaling pathway. The record is from RefSeq and is a predicted model, not a curated record.